AUGCCGACGCAGAAGAAAAAAGGAAAGAAAACUAAAGAAAACAAGAGCGAACCGAAACCGGCAGCCAACAUCAAGCAAGAACCGGAGGAGCUGAAACCCUUAGCUGAAUACAUCGAUGACCGAUUGGAACUAAUCCGCCAAGUGUUUUCGUGCGUUAAACCGAAGGAAAUCAAGUACCUCUUGCCGGAUUUUCUAGAGGGAAAAUCGAAUGAUAUUAUCAAAGAACGAUGCCUGGACGAGCUGCUCGGAAUAUCCACAAAGCGAUUGCGGGCCGUAAUAAACAACACAAAGUGUCCCACGGACACGGAGUCAGAUUCGGAAAACUCGGAUGUGGAGAAAAUCGAAGAGCACAUAUCGUUGGAUGAAAUUUCUUCCGACUCCGAUGCUGACGCAAAACGUUCCAAACGCAGCAAAAUCGCCGAAAAUGCUAAACAAACGGACGCAAGAAACGGCGGCGGAGCAAAAAGUGAAAAAGAAAUGACGGUCCUUGAGUUGCUGGAACUGCAAGCGCGCGCUCGUGCGAUUCGCUCUCAGCUGGCGCUCGAACCAAUAACGAAGAUAGAAAUUGAUUCCGAACACGAGGAAGAGCACGACCGCCAUGGGGAUGUCGACACAGACGAUGAAGUACAGCAGACCACCCGCAAGAGAGUGCCAGCGAAGAUGGCUGCCGUGGAAGCUUCAGCAGCGGAAAAUGGAAAACAACUCAAAACAGAAAAUACGUCCGGAGGAGAACAACAUCCUCGAAGAGUACGCUUGAAGCGUAACUUCCGCAUUCGACAGGUUGGCGAGGAUAGCGACGAUGACCAGGAAUCGGUCAAAACCGCAGAGGCAAAAUCGCCGGAAAAAACUGUCGAACCCGAGCAAGAACCCGAGCCCGAACCGUGUGAAGAAGUGAAGGAUGUGGACACAGCACCGGAUAAGGUGGAAACUUCUCCAGCGCCAGCGGGUUCUGCGGAGCCACCUACGGACAAAGAAGAACAACCUGAAGAACUACCGCAAGCAGAAACCAGUGAAGAUGCUACAGAAAAGUGUACCGUGGAGACGGUGGAGGCAGUAGAUGAGCGUUGCGAUGAAAGCAAUUCAAGAGAACCGGAUUCCGCCCCUGUCCCUGCAGUCGUGGCGGUUGAAGUCGAUGCUACCAGCCCGAAAGACCGCAACGACGAACGCGAAAGUUCCCCGGAGGUAAUACCGGUGGAAGAGAGCCCGGAAACGCUUUGUAUUUCAUCCGAUUCGGAAGAGGAACGUUUAGCCAAAAAGCGGGCCUCGAUAUUUGUCCCUAAUAUUGAAGAACUCGACCGCCAAGCGAAGGAACCACCGCCACCACCGGCGGAGAAUCCCGUGGCCGAAGACACCGAACCGGAGGAGGGUGAGCUUUCCGAGGAGGACGAAGAACCGCCACCAGCUGAACCGGAAGCAGCUGCAGAGCAGAUCCCAGAAAAGACGACCGAAGAACAGGAAGGUUCCGAAGUUCAGCAGCCAAACGAGGGUACCGAAUCCGGAGCAACAGAGGAUAAGCCAACUGAAGACAAUGUACCCGACAGCACCACAAACGGCGACAAGGAGCCUCCGGUCACGGAGACAACCGAAACCGAGAUUCAAUUGCUUUCCUCCGGCACCGAAGAGUCCGGUUCGGAAAGUGACGAUUCGUCCGGUUCCUCCUCGAACGAAGCAGAAAGUGAGCAGGAAAAUAAAAACCUCGAGCCACCACCGAAAGUAGAUCCGGCCAUGGACGACGCUGACAUUGUGGAGAUCCACGAUUCGGGUGACGAAACCCUGCUGCUCGGCGAUAAGCCGGUCGAAGAGAACCCGGAAGAGAAAUCGUGGAAUUCGCGCUGGUUGAGAAGCAAUCGGGUGGCGAAGGUGAUGGCUGCCUCCCGGUUGGGUAACAAGGUGCGGGAAAAAUUAAAGAAAAAGAAACAAAUACAGCAACAGGCGGAACAGCAACAGAAACAGGAACAGGUAACGGAAGCAGCAGCCGAAGCAGCCAAGCAGCAACCGGAGGCAGUUCCCGCCGUUGCCGAACAGCCGUCGAACGUUGAAGUCGGCUCGGUUGAGCAUUACCGGGAGCUGGUGGCGCAACAGGAAAGUAAAGACUAACAGUGAUCGCGGUAGAUGCUGUGGAUAAAUGCAAAAAAAUAUUCCUAGCACACGGGUCUCCCAGAGUCUGGAUGUUGAUAGC
Messenger RNA from Anopheles cruzii, 2179 nucleotides. Its product is annotated as proteoglycan 4. The transcript is spliced from 4 exons. Lineage: Eukaryota; Metazoa; Arthropoda; Insecta; Diptera; Culicidae. Bases 1 to 2097 code for a protein of 698 amino acids. The record is from RefSeq and is a predicted model, not a curated record.